Molecule: messenger RNA, 2345 nt
Organism: Oncorhynchus kisutch (coho salmon)
Lineage: Eukaryota; Metazoa; Chordata; Actinopteri; Salmoniformes; Salmonidae
Product: synapse differentiation-inducing gene protein 1-like
Exons: 4
Coding region: 593-1402 (269 amino acids)
Cellular component (GO): intracellular membrane-bounded organelle; membrane
Source: RefSeq, a predicted model, not a curated record
UCGUCACGGACCCUAUUAAAUGUUGACCCGCACAAGGAAAGCGGUCUUGGAGACGCAUUGCCAUUUCGCUCUGAGAACCUCGAGUUGGUUUUGAGUGACGUUUCUUCUCUUUUCCUCCGGUGCGAUCGGUCUGCGAGCUACACCGUUUUCUAAUUGAUCCGUCAUAAAUGUCAUUCCUGAACAUAAGAAAGCGGCGACAGCCGCUUACUCCUGUAUCGUAUUAUUUCGUUUCAUUAAUUUCGAAGCCAGAGGAUCGAUAAACAAGAUCAAUUUUUUUGAGAGUUGAGAGAAAUCAAUAGGCGACAUAUCAACCGCCACGCUGAGACCUAUUCCCUCAUUGAAAUGAACGCAGUGAAAUAACGACUCUAAAACCGACUCGGUCAGAUCAGGUGAAUCAUUUUCAAAGACAAGGACUAUCAUUGGUCUCACACCAACCGACAAUAAUGUCAACAGAAAUACAAGCAAGUGGCUGUACAUGUCAAACAACGUGUCAGGAAUUCGCAGCUCUCAUCCUGUUGAACGCCAUCAGUAGCUGCCACCUUCAGUGAGGUCCUCUUAAGCCACUUCCACUGACCCCUGAACCCUCGUUGCCAUGGAGAACAUGAGUGAGCUCCAGAACCCGCUCCUGGACAAGAACAGCAAGCACGUCGUCAACGGUUACGGCGGCGACUUCCCUAACAACCAGUACCAGGAGAACAUCAUCAACUACUUAACCGGUGGCAACAGCGGAGAAGGAGGAGGUAACACUACCAACAGUACGGUGGCCCAUGUGGGACACAACAACCCCAACGGCAAGACGAAAGCUCAACAACUCCUGGACGCCACCUCACUCCAUCUGGCCGUCGAGGCCUUCUACAGGCCUAACUUCAUCCUGUACAAGGAGGAAGGGGGAGGAGGAGGCGGAGUCAAGGCCAAGGAUUAUAAGAACGAGUGUUGCGAGACUACCUUCACAGAGAAGAAAGAGAAGGAGAGGGAGGCGUCUGUAGCAGUGGAGACCCCCGGAAGCACAGAGGACCCUCAGGCCAAGCUGCUGGAAGAAGGAGACAACGUGAAGAUACAGACUGUCUCCUACGAGGUGGAGGAGGAGGAAUAUGUGGAUUAUGAGACGGACUGCUCCAGCGACAGCGAGAGUGAAGAUAACUUCAUAGUGAUCCCACCCAGAGACCAUCUGGGCCUGGCCAUCUUCUCCAUGUUAUGCUGCUUCUGGCCCCUGGGCAUCGCUGCUUUCUACUUCUCCCAGGGGACCAGCAAGGCGGUGACGAAGGGUGACUUCCCGCUGGCGAGCAUCGCAUCCCGAAGGGCUUUGUUCCUGGCGGCCCUCUCCAUCACCAUCGGGACAGGCGUCUAUGUGGGGGUGGUGGUGGCCCUCAUCGCCUACCUCUCCAAGCCAGGUCACAUAUAGCAGCGCCAGGGGGAACCGGUAAUGGACACUGCUACUGCCAGGGAAAGGUGAAGGGGGCAUCAUUAUUUUUUCUUCCACCAUCCCUCUAUCUGUCCAGCCUUCUCUCAGACUACCAGGUGAACAACAGGAGAGAAGUGAGGAACCACCCCUUCUCAGUGGACACUGCUACUACCAGGGAAUGGUUUGAACUGCCCUCCUCCCGUAACAUAACAGCACUGCUGACAUGGAAUCCGUUCCUCUCUCUUUCCCCCUCAUCCCUUCAUCUCUCUAUCCUCCUCCCUUCAGCCUCCCUACAGGCAGCAAAGAUUAGAUGAAGGAACAAAGAGGAGCUAGGCAUGAAGGGGAGAGGAGGAGGAGGAGGAGAAGAGCAGGGGAAACUAGGACAGAGAGAACACAGACACUGUUUUCUCUGGGAAAAGUUAUCUGAAGUGAGGUAAAGAGGAACACAGUUUGAGAUGUGAUGUCCUGUUCCGUUCCGUCCCCCCUGUCCCCCCCCCGUCCCCUCUGUAGGGUGUUUAAACUUAGCUUUGUUACUUCAACAUUCUACAGACCAUUAUAGAAAACGAGAUGGGUGGGUGAGGCAUCAGACAGCAAAAAAAACAUGGUUUGCAAUUACUGAGACUUUAGCAGACGGAGGAACUUCAAGGGACCGCAGUGUCUGGAGGUCUCACUGAGAGGACUAUAAAAAGGUCCUUGAAUUCUCUAUCUGUAUGCCAUCUGAACCAGGAUUGAACAUUUUGACUAUCUGGAUCCCCUGCUACUAACUGACUAUCUCUGUUAAUUUACCAUCAAAUGCUUCUUCAAUGGGCCUGGUUCUAAGGCCUACUGCUGGGUGGUUCUCUGUCAACAUGGAGAGAGAAAGAGACAGAGAGAGAGACAGAGAGAGACAGAGACAGAGACAGACAGAGAGAGAGAGAGAGAGAGAGAGAGAGAGAGACAGACA